AUGGAAGGGAGAAUGGGACUGUUGUUUAUUGUGAUAUUGGGUGCUGCUUGGGCUUGUGAUGCAAGAAAAGUGGCUAACCUUGAUCAAAUGAGAAAUAAUACAACAAACUCUGGUACUUCUGAACUAAAAAUAAAACCGGAUCUGUGUGCACUUUGUGAGGAAUUUACUACCAAGGCACUGGACUAUCUGAAGCAAAACAAGACCAAUCAAGAGAUCAUUGAUAUCCUGCACAACACAUGCCACCUGCUUCCCUCUUUCAAGCAGAAGUGCACUGCUUUGGUGGACUAUUAUAUUCCUACGUUCCUCUCGGAAGUAGAUUCAAUUCAGCCUAGAGAAUUCUGCCACAAGAUCAUUAUCUGUCAACAAAUUGAAUAUAUUUCCUUGCAAGUUCAAGAAGAUACUUGCGAGUUUUGCGAAGAAACUGUUUCAACUCUAUUGGCUAAGUUGAAAGAUAGUGACACUAAGCUAGAGAUAAUUGAGGCAUUACUGAAGGUGUGCAAUUCAGUGGAGAAGUAUGCAAAUAAGUGCAAGAAAAUGGUUUUGGAGUAUGGAGUCCUGGUUUUUGACAAUGCUGAGAAAUUCCUAGAGAAUCUGGAUAUAUGCACUUCUUUGGUAGAUUUUUCUUUCGGGAGAGAGAGGCAGAGAGCAUCCCAGACAGAUGAAGCAUCUUGUUUUUGUUCAUGGAAGCUAGACUCCCUCUUGGAUUCUGAACCAUUCCUUGCACCAACCACACGGCACACCCAAAAUUGUGCCCUUGUAACUUUCGAAGUACUAAAGGUGAUUUAUGGCCUUAACACUUAG
Messenger RNA from Sphenostylis stenocarpa, 801 nucleotides. Lineage: Eukaryota; Viridiplantae; Streptophyta; Magnoliopsida; Fabales; Fabaceae. The record is from the annotation of a GenBank genome assembly.